Siniperca chuatsi (mandarin fish) is the source of this 1378-nucleotide messenger RNA. RefSeq names its product zona pellucida sperm-binding protein 3-like. The record is from RefSeq and is a predicted model, not a curated record. Gene Ontology annotation, molecular function: acrosin binding. The coding region runs from base 142 to 1290 and encodes 382 amino acids. The transcript has 8 exons. Lineage: Eukaryota; Metazoa; Chordata; Actinopteri; Centrarchiformes; Sinipercidae. Gene Ontology annotation, biological process: positive regulation of acrosome reaction; binding of sperm to zona pellucida; egg coat formation. Gene Ontology annotation, cellular component: extracellular matrix.
UUCAGACUUACAAUGGUUUUUUUAGCAGUCUUUUAAGAGAGCAUAAGCGCUAUCCAGUGCACGAGCACAACGCAUCAACACACCUGCCUGUAAUUUAUUUUACGCUAAUUCGCUAGCUCGUUUUUUCUUCUUUGUCAAAAAAUGGCGUCCAGUGUAAAAUAUACAAGAUUAGUCUCCUUAUUCUUGGUUUGGUUAUCUGUGUGCGGCGUUUCUUCUGCUGAAAAAGGUGAUGUAGAAACUCAGGAAAGUGUCAGACUUGAAGUAAAAUGCGGAGAAGUCAAAGUGAGAAUAACAGUAAAGCGAGAGUUUUUCGAGGAGAGACGUAUUCCGUUCAAACCUGAGUAUCUUCGACUUGGAGCAAACUCAACACAGCAGAGGUCCUCCUGCGGACCAAAGGGACCAAUGUCUGAAUCUGAAAUGGUCAUCUCUGCAGGGCUACAAGAAUGUGGAACUGAGUCCAGUGUUCGUGGUGAGUGGCUUGUGUACUCCAACCAGCUGGUACUGUUUCCUGCUGUGGUUCCCACCUCUACAGGCAGUGUGAUAGUUAGAGGGGCAUCUAUUGCAAUACCUGUUGAGUGCCAUUAUAAGAGAAAGCAGACAGUGAAUGGAGAACCAUUAACCCCAACCUGGCAACCCAUGACAUCCACUCUCAGUGUCUUUGGCUUUCUGCACUUCUCCCUUCGUACCAUGGCAGAUGACUGUACCUCUCUACGUAGUUCCUCAGUGUAUCAGCAGGGGGAAGCAGUGUUUUUGGAGGCCAGUGUGGAGGCCCCUCUGCACCCUCCUCUUACUCUGUAUGUCGACUACUGUGUCGCGACGUUGAAGCCUGACCCCCUCUCCUUGCCAAGCUACAAGUUUAUCACUAAGCAUGGAUGUCUUAUGGACAGUGUAUUGCCGGGGUCUUCAUCUAAAUUCCUCCAUAGGGAGCAAGGUAACAGACAGUGCUUCAGUGUCCAAGCCUUCCACUUCAAUCAGCAGUCUGGGGAACAGAUGUUCAUCAGCUGCCGCCUCAGGGCCACUCUGAAACAAAACUCACAUACCCAUCUUGACAAAGCCUGCUUCUUCCAUCAGCCCACAUUCAGCUGGCGUGCCACAGAGGGAGACAAUGCUCUGUGUGAAUGCUGUGACUCUGAUGACUGCUUUAGACAGACUGAAGAGGAGAACAGUGGCUACACCGGUCACACAACUCAACCAGAUACAGAAAAGAAGCACGAGGCGGACACAACAGUCGGGCCACUUCACACCCUGCCACACUCCCAUUGGACAGGCCGUCUGUCAGUCAGUCGCUAAAGAGCCUUUUUCCAACUUUACAAUUAGGUGGGUACAGGGAUUGUCAAGACCAAAACCAAGGGAGUUUAUCAAUAAAGCAUCCAUCACA